Messenger RNA from Hyphopichia burtonii NRRL Y-1933, 489 nucleotides. It is a transcript of the gene CYP1, whose product is annotated as peptidylprolyl isomerase. Lineage: Eukaryota; Fungi; Ascomycota; Pichiomycetes; Serinales; Debaryomycetaceae. Gene Ontology annotation, molecular function: peptidyl-prolyl cis-trans isomerase activity. The transcript has a single exon. The coding region runs from base 1 to 489 and encodes 162 amino acids. Gene Ontology annotation, biological process: protein peptidyl-prolyl isomerization; protein folding. The record is from RefSeq and is a predicted model, not a curated record.
AUGUCUAAAGUUUAUUUCGAUGUCUCUGCCAAUGGUUCUUCUUUAGGGAGAAUCACUUUCCAAUUAUACAACGACGUUGUUCCAAAAACCUCUGAAAAUUUCAGAGCCUUAUGUACUGGUGAAAAAGGUUUUGGUUACGCUUCUUCCGCUUUCCACAGAGUUAUUCCUCAAUUCAUGUUACAAGGUGGUGAUUUCACCAGAGGUAACGGUACCGGUGGUAAAUCCAUCUACGGGGAAAAAUUUGCUGAUGAAAACUUUGCUAAAAAGCACACCAAACCAGGUUUAUUAUCCAUGGCUAACGCUGGUCCAAAUACCAACGGUUCUCAAUUUUUCGUUACCACUGUUCCAUGUCCAUGGUUAGAUGGUAAACACGUUGUCUUUGGUGAAGUCAUUGACGGUUACGAUGUUGUCAAGACCAUUGAAUCUUACGGUUCUUCUUCUGGUACCACCAAGGCUAGAAUUACCAUUGAUGCCUCUGGUGAAUUGUAA